Molecule: messenger RNA, 2662 nt
Organism: Carassius carassius (crucian carp)
Lineage: Eukaryota; Metazoa; Chordata; Actinopteri; Cypriniformes; Cyprinidae
Product: intermediate filament family orphan 2-like
Exons: 9
Coding region: 396-1850 (484 amino acids)
Source: RefSeq, a predicted model, not a curated record
GGGGCGGCGCGUCGGGGCGGAGAGUUCGCUACGGAUCUCCCUCUUUUAGGAGUAUGAAACUCGAUCCCGUCGUGCCGGUAGCGUCCGGUAUAAAACGGUAGCCAGCGGAAGAGGCUGUGAGAAUAAUAUCAGUCUGAUCGAAGAGAUGAGUCGCUGUUCUCCAGAUGUCCCGCACUUUCAGAAAUAAGCUGACGAACAGACCGCGCGCUCCGUUAUUCCUGCUCGUUUCCAAGGAGAACAUGAUGCGUCCUGGAAGGAUAGACAGAUAAUGACUGCAUUGCUUGCUUCCAAUCAAUCGAUGAUACUUAGGGGGGGCUUUUUACGCAUGAGAAGAAGAUUGCAUGGACACACCAGCUUUGAAUUAAACUCACCGAUAUCUAUUUUUGUAUGAAACCAUGAGCUCGCUGUUGUUUGGAGAGAGUUUUUUGGGCGGUGUGGUGAGCGGUGCGCCGUCGGACGCGGUUCCCAGAGCGCUGCGCAACGACCUGGGAUCCAACAUCCAUGCUCUCAAGAGCCUCAAUCUGAGGUUCCGCUGCUUCCUCGCCAAAGUCCAUGAGCUGGAGAGAAGGAACAAACUUCUGGAGAGCCAGCUGAAGCAAGCCUCCAGUCAGCCGAGGCAUCCGGGCUUCACCUUCACGCGUGAAGUCGCUGUCCAGACGGACUCUCUGGAAUCCAGGCUUCCGGGCAACAUCUGGAGUUUUACGCAUAUUUUGAGACACGGAGAGCGCGUGAAGACUGUGCAGGGACCCGGGGUCACCUGGACCCAUCCGGACGGGGUUGGGGUUCAGAUCGACACCAUCACCCCAGAACUGAGAGCUUUGUAUAACGUCCUGGCCAAAGUCAAACGGGAGCGGGAUGAGUACAAGAGAAGAUGGGAGGAGGAGCUGUCGAGAAGAGAACAGAUGGAGUCGAUGGUGCAGACGCUUCAGGAGAACGUAAACGAAUCCGAAGCCAUUCAGGACGAGUUGAACGAGAAUGUCGAAAGACUGAAAGCUGAACUGGUGGUCUUCAAGAGCCUUAUGAGCGAUCAAAUGUCCGACCUCGACACCAAGAUUCAGGAGAAAGCCAUGAAGGUAGACAUGGACAUCUGCAGGAGAAUCGACAUAACGGCCAAACUGUGUGACGUGGCCCAGCAGAGGAACUCAGAGGACAUGUCCAAGAUGUUCAACAUCAGUCCAUCCAGGACACCAGCAGACAGGACGGCUGUGGUGUGCAAAAAGAAGGAGAAGAAGCCAGUAUCGGAUGAGGAAAGCUCAGAGAUGGAUGCAGAUCCCAGCUCCUCGGAGGAGGACGUCCCGUUCAACGUCACAGAUGAGAUGAAACGCAUGAUCAACCAUCUACAUUGUUCAGAUAACUCAUUUGUUGCUAGGCGGGAGACGUCUGAGAUGGAUGAUGACUGUGACAGUUUGACGUGGGAAGAGAACGAUGAUACGCUGCUGCUAUGGGAGGAUUUCAACAAUUACAACAUGCCCUACAGCCUCACCAACAGCACCGCUGCCCCGAACUCCAACGGAGACGCACACGACACUGAUUGCAGUCUGGGAAAUCUCAUCGAUGAGACCGAGUCUCUUUUCAAGACCAGAGAGCAGGAAUAUCAGAAGACAAUCGGACAAAUCGAGAUGGAGUUGGCCACGGCUAAGAGUGACAUGAACAGACAUCUGCAUGAGUAUAUGGAGAUGUGCAGCAUGAAACGAGGGCUGGACGUACAGAUGGAGACCUGCAGGAGAAUGAUCAAGGGUGGCAGAAAUUCUCUUUCCAUCAGCUCAUCCGCGAGCAGUGACUCAGGGAACACUGACGAGAUACAAGAGGAGUCGGACAAGGACGGAGAGACGGAAGGGCCAAUCAGCUGAUACCUGCCCAGUCUGGCCCCGCCCUCUUCCUCCCACCGAGCUCCAAUCAACUCUCGGGCCUCCCAGCAAUCGACCAAUGGUAUUACACUGAGGGACAGAGCCCAUUCCCACAAAUCCUGUAGGUGCUUUAACGUCUCCGUGUCAGAGUGGGGCGGAGAUAAUGAGGGUUGUUUUUGUGCUUAGACAUCAAUAUCGAUGCGUCACACGGUGCCACAGCUGUCACGGGACGGCCUAACUACAAAUCAGAUCGAUCCCAGCUAAAAUACAUAACACAAUACACUUGAUCAAACCCCAAAUCUCGAUGAGAAACCAUAAAAAACGUUCAAACAGUGUGAGUGAUACACAAGACUGAAAGCUAAUCAGCCCAAAACGGACUGAACACAUCGGAAUGAGUUCCUUAAUAUUUGUGGCUUUUUAUUUUUCUAAAAUCUAUUUGAGAAAUCAACAGUUUACUGCAGAAACAUUUUGGCCUUUAAUCCCUGAUCCAGUUGGCGAAUGUGGAAAAAGCUUGUGUUUUAUGCAAUCAGCCUUAUUUUGUGAUCUGUGUUUUCCCAGCUAACAAAAAUACACUCUAUGAAUGUUUUGCUGACGUUCCCAGUUAGUUCUGAAAGUGUUAUUUCUGAAUGUUCUCUGAACAUCAAAAUGUCCAGUUUUCAACUAAAUGUUUUAACCCUCUGGUGCUCUUCAGUCAUUUUUCACCCAAAAAUUGUCUUUUGUUUUUUAAGAUUUUUUUUACUUCAUCAGAAUGGAAUGAAUCUUGGUAAAGGUUUUGGCACUUGGUAUGUGAAAUAAAUAAAUAAUGUACAUAAUCC